AUGGCAUCAUCUCCGCCUGCCGCUGCAGAUGCGGCGACAGCCGCAGAUGCGACCUCCUUCCGCGAACAACUGGACGCCAUCAAGACGCUUUGCCAGCAGGACAAGCUGCUCCUGGCUUACCGGGCGCUAUGUACCCUCGAAGCCCAGCUCAUCACUCCCGAAAACACGUGCCGCGUAUCAGACGAAGACGACGUGGCCGCGGGUGAAGCAGCUGAUAUGUUGGCAGAGAUUAACACCAAUCACGACAUUCGCGUCAUGCGGGCUACGGCCGAGGCCGUGCUUCACGUUCGCGAAGACCUGGACGCCGUCGAGGCUUGGACCCUCCAGCGUCAGGACGACAACAGUACGACCUACUACCGCCUGGAGGAUGACAGCCCAUUUGUCUGCGUCCGCGUUGAGGGCUGGAUUGAUGAGCCCCUGCGACAGAUCAUGGCCGUCUUAUAUGAAGUUGAGUACCACCCCGAAUGGCUCCCUUCUGCCUUCUCUCUCGGCGUCGCCGAGUCCCGCGUCGUCUACAACCUCCAUCGCACCAAGCUCUGGACACACAUGCGGGUGCGCCUUCCUUGGCCCUUUAGCAACCGUUGUGGUGACUUGUUUGUUGACGGCGUCGAUUGCAUGGAGCCCACGGAAGCGCGCCGUCAGAUUGUCAUCAUGAUGAACUCGGUCAACGACGAUACGCACCUCGAGGCCCUCCGCCAGCGUUUCGGUCGCACUGACCUAGCUAUCCCACAGGAUGCUGCCGACGCCGGCGCCGUUCCCCUCGAAGUCACCCACACGGCCUUUCUUCUGACCCCGGCCGAGAUUAAUGCCGAUAUGGACCGCCGCUCGGGUACCUUUGUCCAAUUUACCGCUCGCAUCGACGCCAAAUUUGACGCACUCCCGGCCUGCGCCAUCAACGUGGGCGUCAAAAAUCUCGCCCACCUGCUCAUCGCCCGCAUGGCGGAGCAAGCCCGAAAAGUACCCUCCGACGCUCGCUACCAGGCAUGCAUGGCCGAACACAGUGACUUUUAUGACUUUAUUGACCAGCGCAUGGCCGAAUGUGGUCUUGCCCGUACCGACUGA
Molecule: messenger RNA, 1062 nt
Organism: Monosiga brevicollis MX1
Lineage: Eukaryota; Choanoflagellata; Craspedida; Salpingoecidae
Exons: 1
Coding region: 1-1062 (353 amino acids)
Source: RefSeq, a predicted model, not a curated record